This is a messenger RNA of Vigna radiata var. radiata (mung bean), 465 nucleotides long. RefSeq lists its product as uncharacterized. The record is from RefSeq and is a predicted model, not a curated record. Gene Ontology annotation, biological process: phosphate ion transmembrane transport. Gene Ontology annotation, cellular component: membrane. Lineage: Eukaryota; Viridiplantae; Streptophyta; Magnoliopsida; Fabales; Fabaceae. Gene Ontology annotation, molecular function: phosphate transmembrane transporter activity. The transcript has 3 exons. The coding region runs from base 69 to 461 and encodes 130 amino acids.
UAUUGGUGGCUUUUAAUACUAACUUCAAAUCUUCAAUCUGAGCCUCACAGCUUUCACGUUCAGCUUGGAUGUUUAGUAGAUUUUCCUUGGCUUCUCUGGCUUCUGUAGAUAUUUCAUGCAUAGUUGCUGACAAUGUGAGGUAUGGACCACAACUUAGAGGGAAAAAGCUAAUUGAUGAUGAGGUGCGCAAGUUGCUGGCAAUGGCAGACUUCGAUGCUUCUUUCAUGGAUAAGUCCGGGGAUGAACUCUUUGUGGGUCAAGCACAAAGGGUUGCACUUGCUAGGAUUUUGGCUAAUUCAUCGGAGCACCCACCAGGAUACAACAUGGAGACGUGCCAUCGACGACGUGAAGCUUCAAGACGUGUAGAGUUUCGAGAUGUUUUGUGUGGUCUGGGACGAGAGAAAGAAAUGUUGUGCGAGAUUGGAAGAAAUGAAAUGAGAAGGGUUUUGCACUUAUUAUAAUAAG